AUGAGUGAACAUCCCCAAUUAAAUACUGGCAAGUUCACAAAUGAAUUCACAUUCAAGAAGGCGAAAGAUGGCACGACUGGAAAAAUGCUACCAAGGCAAAAGAUGCCGCCAAUAGAAGAAGUGAGAAUCGAACGGGGGGCGGUGUCUCACCAAUUUAUGUACUGGAAUCCUGUACAAAUUGAAGGUUUGCCAGCUUUGGAACCGAUUACUGAAUUCAACUUCGACAAAAUUGAGUUAGACGCUUCACCUAGAAACCAAGGCCAAGCCCACAAAGCUGUUUCUAGUAAAACCUGUGCGGCUGCUGGUACUCUGCCGGUUCAAGCAGCAACAUCGCAACGGCCACGACAGAAAGAAGAAGGUGACAUUAACCUCAUUCAAAACCGAGACGAAAACGUAAACAUAAACAUAAAUGAUGACGGCUUUGAAUUUCAGCGCACACAAAGGAAAAGACAAUACAGAAAAAAACGUCUGGGAAACGCAAAAAUUUCACCGGAAAGUCAACAAAAUGGUUUCGCAGGCGGGGAUAGGAAAGCCUGGCUUUAUCUCAAUCGAAUCAAGAGGCAAACUACUGAAGAAAUGAUAAUAAAUUAUGUGAAAGGAAAGAAGGUUUUGAACACGAAAACAUAA
This is a messenger RNA of Ceutorhynchus assimilis (cabbage seed weevil), 627 nucleotides long. Lineage: Eukaryota; Metazoa; Arthropoda; Insecta; Coleoptera; Curculionidae. The record is from the annotation of a GenBank genome assembly.